Serendipita indica DSM 11827 is the source of this 1065-nucleotide messenger RNA. NCBI's taxonomy places the organism in Eukaryota, Fungi, Basidiomycota, Agaricomycetes, Sebacinales, Serendipitaceae. The record is from the annotation of a GenBank genome assembly.
AUGCUCCGGCCUAUCCCCCUUUUAAGACGUGGAUUUACAACUCAUUCUGUCAAGGGUUUCACAGGAGCAGUCGGAAGCACGCCCUUGAUCAGACUCAAGGGUCUUUCGGAACGAACUGGGUGCGAUAUACUCGGAAAAGCAGAGUUUCAGAAUCCUGGUGGAAGCGUAAAGGAUCGAGCAGCACUCGGUCUCGUGGAACAUGCGGAAAGGCAAGGACUACUGAAGCCCGGAGGAACUGUUGUCGAAGGAACCGCUGGAAACACUGGAAUUGGCCUGGCUCACGUGUGUCGAGCAAAGGGAUAUAAAUGCGUAAUCUACAUGCCAAACACACAGUCUCAAGAAAAGAUCGACCUGCUUCGAAUGUUGGGAGCAGACGUGCGACCAGUCCCCGCGGUGGCCUACGAGAACCCAAAGAACUAUAAUCAUCAGGCCAAAGAGUAUGCUGAAGCGACCCCAAACGCAAUCUGGACCAACCAGUUUGAUAACACUGCCAAUGCAGAGUUCCACUUCAAGACGACUGGUCCAGAGAUCUGGACGCAGACUGGGCACAAAAUUGAUGCGUUUACGUGCUCUACGGGGACAGGCGGAACUUUGGCAGGUGUUGCCAGAUAUCUGCGAGAGGUUAGUAAUGGCAAGGUCAAGAGCUACCUCGCAGAUCCACCCGGAAGUGUCCUAUACAGCUACAUCACGAGUGGUGGAAAGCUGACCGAAAGGUCUGGAAGUAGUAUCACCGAAGGCAUUGGUCAAGGUCGCAUCACCGACAACCUGGGCACGGAGAUCAAACACUUAGCUGGAGCACUACAGAUCCCUGACGAAAAGAGCAUCAAGAUGGUGUACGAGAUGCUGGAUACUGAAGGCAUCUACAUUGGCGCGAGCUCUGCCCUAAACGUGGUUGCAGCAGAAGAGCUAGCUAAACAGCUUGGCCCAGGUAAAACGAUUGUCACCAUUCUUUGCGACGGUGCAUAUCGCUAUCAGAGCCGGCUAUUCUCGCGACAAUGGCUUGCGAGCAAGGGGUUGGAAAAGGCCAUCCCCGAGGACCUACAAAAGUAUAUCGUAUUGCCGUAG